CAGCCAUUCGUGCCUGCACUCCAGCAAAUCUAUGACCCCCUUGCCCCUUCCUCUAUCCUCAUGAAAUUAGAAGCCCAUAUUCCCAUUUCAUUGUCUUGAGCUUUCUCUGUUUUCUCGUAUACAUACAGCCAACAGUUUUUCUCUGUGGAUCAACUUUGAUUAGGAUCGGUUGUGGAUUCUCACUUUUAAUUUAAAGGGUACAUGUUAGUUUGAGAGAUGGAGAGUUUGUGCUGUUUUAAACAGCUUUCAGGAGGCCGUUCAACAGGUGGCUCCGGCAAGGGAAGUGGCAGCAAGAGCCAUGUCAAAUUUGGUUUCAGUUUAGAAAAGGGUAAAGCAAAUCAUCCAAUGGAGGAUUUCCACGUUGCUAAAUUUGUACAGUUCAAAGGUCAUGAACUCGGGCUGUUCGGUAUAUUUGACGGACAUCUGGGAGAUAACGUGCCCGCUUACUUACAAAAGCAUUUAUUUUCAAACAUAAUAAAGGAGGAGGAUUUUUGGAGGGAUCCUCCGGGGACGAUUGCUAAAGCUUAUGAGAGAACUGAUGAAGCUAUUCUGUCACACAACCCUGAACUUGGUAGGGGUGGCUCCACUGCGGUCACUGCAAUUCUGAUUGAUGGUAGACACUUGUGGGUGGCCAAUGUUGGAGAUUCACGAGGUGUGCUUUCCAGGAGGGGUCAGGCUAUACAAAUGACCAUUGAUCACGAGCCCAACACCGAGCGAGGUAGCAUUGAAAACAGAGGCGGCUUUGUCUCUAACAUGCCAGGGGACGUUGCCAGAGUAAAUGGCCAGUUGGCCGUUUCUCGUGCUUUUGGAGACAAGAACUUGAAGACACACUUGCGGUCCGACCCUGAUGUCACAAAUGCAGAGAUAGACUCAGACACUGAUAUUCUCAUUCUUGCAAGUGACGGUAUAUGGAAGGUGAUCUCUAAUCAAGAGGCAGUUGACAUUGUGAAGAGGAUCAAAGACCCCCAGAAGGCAGCGAAGCAGCUAGUGAAUGAGGCACUGCACAAAGAGAGCAAGGACGACAUCUCCUGCAUCGUUGUACGUUUUUAGCUUCGUGGUUUUUGUACAUUGCAAUAUCAUCCAUACCGUUGGAGUCCAACAGAAGAUUCAGAUUCAGAUGAUUCCGCUGCUUUACUCCUCUGUGUAGUAUCAAAGCCCUUGCUAAGUCGUUUACUCUUUAUUGCUUGUGAAGAUUUGCGCCAUUUUUUUGUGUCUGUAAAGUAAUCUGCAAGGGGAGACGUAUAAUAUGGUUUUGUUCUGCACUAUAUAUGUGUUAUAUUGAAGUAGGUGUAUACAAGAUGCAGCCAUUUCUGUUUUGGUUUGAACUAUUGGUGAAGAUGAUGACAGUGGCCUAAGAUUCAAAUUUAUUGUAUUUUUCUUUGUCGGUUGAAAACUAGUGAUUGUAAGAUCUUUGAAUACUA
Messenger RNA from Salvia splendens (bonfire salvia), 1421 nucleotides. RefSeq names its product probable protein phosphatase 2C 10. The coding region runs from base 217 to 1050 and encodes 277 amino acids. The record is from RefSeq and is a predicted model, not a curated record. Gene Ontology annotation, biological process: protein dephosphorylation. Lineage: Eukaryota; Viridiplantae; Streptophyta; Magnoliopsida; Lamiales; Lamiaceae. The transcript is spliced from 6 exons. Gene Ontology annotation, molecular function: protein serine/threonine phosphatase activity.